Messenger RNA from Talaromyces marneffei, 927 nucleotides. RefSeq lists its product as uncharacterized. Bases 1 to 927 code for a protein of 308 amino acids. Gene Ontology annotation, biological process: carbohydrate transport; transmembrane transport. Lineage: Eukaryota; Fungi; Ascomycota; Eurotiomycetes; Eurotiales; Trichocomaceae. Gene Ontology annotation, molecular function: carbohydrate:proton symporter activity. The record is from RefSeq and is a predicted model, not a curated record. The transcript has a single exon. Gene Ontology annotation, cellular component: membrane.
AUGGGGCUGGUAUGGCUCAUACCCGAGAGUCCACGAUGGCUGAUAAUGCGUCAACGGCCAGAAGAGACACGAAAUAUCUUGGUGAAAUACCAUGGUAAUGGUCGGGAGGACUCUGCCAUUGUUCAACUAGAGUAUAACGAGAUUCAUGCCCAAGUGGUGUACGCCCGAGAGCUGGCAAGCGGCCACAAGUGGUACGACUACCGCAUUAUUAUUGACUCCCACGAGGUCCGGUAUCGGAUGUUUCUCGUACUGCUUGUCACAUUCUUCUGUCAGUUCAUUGGUGGCUUUAUUAGCUACUACAUGCCGGUCGUCUAUGAAAACUUAGGCAUAACUAGCUCUAGUAAACAACUGCUGUUGAAUGCGCUGAGCACGGUUGUUGGCUUUGUCUUUGGACUUGCUGGCUCGUGGACUGUUGAAAGCUUUGGUCGUCGUAAUCUGUUCCUCUGGGGGACGUUCCUGACCGGGCUUUGCUAUCUCUUGAUGAACGUUUUCGCAUCUCUGGCUAAUGGCCAUAUCAGCAAUUCUAUGGGAUACGGUUUUAUUUUCAUGAGCUUUCUCUAUGGCGCAAUCUUUUCUUUCUGCUGGACACCACUACAAGCAUUAUACCCAACUGAAGUCCUUCGCAACGAUAUUCGUGUCAAGGGUAUGGCCGCUCAAGGUGUGCUCUCCGGCCUCGGCUCGUUCAUCAUGUACGCUACUCCAGUUGCGCUCAAGAAAACCGGCUGGAAGACUUAUACCAUUUUCUUGGUUAUUCAUUUUGUGGAAUGGGCUUUCAUGUACUUUUUCCUUGUGGAGACCAAAGGCCGUUCUCUCGAGGAACUAGACGAGAUCUUUACUGACCCUAAGCCAGUCAAGAAGUCGUUGCAGAAGAAGAAGGUCAUUGUGGAAGGUGGAAUAGGCGUUAUGUCAAAAGCGGAGGAUUGUUGA